CUCACCUGUCAUUCGACGGACCAGUUUGUUCUGGGAAGUCCGGCUCUUACACACGUUCGUGAAUUUCCAGUCCUGUUGAGAUGAAUUCGUCGACCAUAUGCCUUCUUGCGCUCGCGUGCAUCCUCGGCACACACCAAAACGUCAGAGGAACAACGACCCGCGAGGAGCUGAGCCUUGAGGACAAAGACUUUUGCAACGGAGGGUUGGAGUUACGCUAUCCUGGUCUGGACAUAAGCUCCUGCUUGGUCAUCCCCAAAGACGUCAGAGAGAGGAUCAGUAUGGAAUGGGCAGCACCUGAUGUGCAGCUCACGAGCGCUGACCAGAAAAAGAACUAUGUCUUCAUGAUGGUGGACCCAGAUGCGCCCAGUCGGGCUAACCCUACGAGAUCAUACUGGAGGCACUGGUUACUGGUUGACAUAAAGGGUAGCAGACUGGGACUGGGAGAUGUUGAAGGCACUGUGAUAUCUGAGUACGCUGGGCCCACGCCACCUCAGGGAACGGGUUUUCACCGGUACCAGUUCCUCCUGUAUGAGCAGGGCGCAGGGCAAGUCCCAAAGCUGAGUGAGCAGGAAGGAAGCUCACGGGGGAACUGGGAUCUGCAGGCGUUUGUGGAGAAGUUUGGCCUUGUUGGCCCAGUGGCAUCUCUCCAGUUCCUGACGCAAAACUACAAGGAUUAGUGGAGCCAAAUGGCCUGGCUGUCCGACCACACCGGACCCCCUCUCUGGGGUCCUGCAUCGCUCUCUCUGUUCUUGUAUAACUACCAACUACGUACCGAUUACUACCAACUACACCCAUUUAGUUUAAAAAUUGCAAUAAUCUCCCUCUAAAAUUAACUACUCCUUGUGCAUAUUGUUAUAUUUAUUAUAUCAAGUUGUUUAAACGGAAUUAUUCGUCAUGCCCACCAGUAUGGAGUCAGUUCUGCAUUUUAAGAUUAGAAGCUCUAAUUGUACGUUUAAAUGAGGCUGUUGUGCCUUUAAAGGGCUUUGGCCUGUUUUUCAGUGCUUCUGUUUAGAAGGAGCAACAGGCCCAUCAAAUCUUAGAUGCUGUGAAGGGGAAAAUAAAAAUAAAAUGGAAACUGCAGA
Messenger RNA from Electrophorus electricus (electric eel), 1082 nucleotides. It is a transcript of the gene pebp4, whose product is annotated as phosphatidylethanolamine binding protein 4. NCBI's taxonomy places the organism in Eukaryota, Metazoa, Chordata, Actinopteri, Gymnotiformes, Gymnotidae. The record is from RefSeq and is a predicted model, not a curated record.